Clonostachys solani is the source of this 984-nucleotide messenger RNA. The record is from the annotation of a GenBank genome assembly. NCBI's taxonomy places the organism in Eukaryota, Fungi, Ascomycota, Sordariomycetes, Hypocreales, Bionectriaceae.
AUGUCCAGAGCUUUGGAUAGCAGCGUAAAGGAAGCCUUGAAGCAUGCUGAUCAUGGUAAGGUCUUUCGUGAUAUUGUCUCUGCUGUGAAUCAGCGCUUUGACAGCUUUCUUGAGUUUGAGGUGCUGGGUUUGAGCCAUCCAUUGGAGCCCGGCAUCUCAUAUCUGCAAGACGAAAAUGCAAUCGCCAUUCCGAAGUUAUGCCUCGUGCAGGCAUUUCUCAUGGCUCGGGAAACACUGAAUGGAGGCAUCGGGAUCGUCAAGUCAGAGAAUUUCCAGACAAUACGGGACUGUACGGCGGUGACACUGCUUCUGGACCCCGAACAUCUCACUGCAGCCAACCUCAGGAAGAAGGUGCUCGAGAAUGAGAUCAACACCAAUACGGAAGAGAUUCAAAGUUUACUAAAUGCUGAGAAGUACUUCGUUGACAGUCUUCUUACGAGCCGCCUACAUAGACACACCAAGUCUCCAACCCUCUGGAACCAUCGACGAUGGGUCAUCGACCAGGCCAACAGGAGAGGCCUCCUCGGGGAUAUUGAGCAGGACCUCAAGGAUGUCGUGUUUGUAUCAGGUGUUAGACAUCCACGAAAUUAUUACGCAUGGUGUCAUGCCCGGCUUUUGGUUGAUAUCGGAACUCCUGAUAGAGAGCUACUCUCCAGGCUGGUGACAGCAGCCGAGUCAUGGUGUUUCAGCCACCACGAUGACAUCUCCGGUUGGGCAUUUCUGCAUUUCCUACUGGCAAAAUGCCCAGAGCUCGCUCCGACGGCAGUGGACAAGGCCCUGAAGUUGACGCAGUCAUUCCAAUGGAGGAAUGAAUCCGUAUGGUGCUUCCUCCGCGGUGUAGCUACACUGGGACGAGCAGACAUCACCCAGCAAGUGGUCUCACACGCAGCCAUCGGACUUAAGGCAAGCCAACGAGAUGGUGAUGAGGGGAAGAGUUUGGAACAAGCUUUGUGGUGGCUAGAGACAUAUGGAGCGAACGAAUGA